GACGGCUGCAUUGACUGGUCAGUCGAUCUCAACACCUACAUGUCGUUGGCAGGAGAACCUAUCCGAGUAAAAUGUGCCCUCUUUUACAGUUAUAUCAGAACUAAUUACACAAUGGCUCAGAGUGCUGGACUCAGGCUUAUGUGGUACAAAACCAAAGGAGACUUGGAAGAACCUAUUUUAUUUUCAGUGGCUAGAAUGAGCAAAGAUGAUGACUCAUUGUGGAUCCAUUCAGCUGAGGUACAAGACAGUGGAUUCUACACCUGUGUCUUAAGAAAUUCCACAUAUUGCAUGAAGGUGUCUAUGUCCUUGACCGUGGCAGAACAGGAGGUGGGGCUUUGUUACAACAGCAGAAUACGGUAUGUGGAAAAGGCAGAAGUCACAAAAAGAAAAGUGAUCUCAUGCCCUGAUAUUGACGACUACAAAACACCAAAUGAAAGCACAGUUGUUGCAUGGUAUAAGGAAUGUAAGCCAAAGAAAUGGAGAAGCCUGAUAAUACUGAAAGGAAACAGCCUUUUGAUACAAGACGUUCAAAAAGACGAUAUGGGGAAUUAUACUUGUGAAAUAAAGUUUGAAGGCAGACCAAUCAGGCGAACUGUCCAGUUAAAGGUAACAGCUUUACUCACAGCGAAGCCUCCUAAACCAUUGUUCCCUGUGGAGAACCAGCCAAGUGUUAUAGAUGUCCAGCUGGGCAGCCCACUCAGCGUUUUCUGUAGAGCUUUCUUUGGAUUUAGUGGAGAAUCAGGCCCCAUGAUCUAUUGGAUGAGGGGAGAGAAGUUUAUCGAAGAACUGGAGAAUCACAUAAAAGAAGGUGUAAUAAGGUUAUUAAGAGAGCACCUUGGAGAAAAAGAGGUAGAACUGGCACUGACAUUUGAUGCUGUACAAGAAGCAGAUCUGGGUAAUUACACCUGCCACGUAGAAAAUCGAAAUGGCCGCAGACAUGCCAGCAUCAUCCUGAGGAAGAAAGAGUUAAGGUACAACAUGGAGCUUGCUGGAGGUCUGUGUGCAAUUUUUAUUGUAUUCAUUUUGCUGAUCAUAAUCUAUAAAUGCUACAAUGUGGAAUUAAUGCUCUUCUACAGACAGAACUUUGGAAGUGAUGAAGCUGCAGAAGACAACAAAGAAUAUGAUGCAUAUCUCUCAUACACCAAAGUGGAUCCAGACUCUCUAGAUCAUGAGAGCAAAGAGGAAGAACAGUUUGCACUAGAGAUACUUCCGGAUAUCCUGGAAAAACAAUACGGAUACAAACUCUUUGUUCCAGACAGAGAUAUGAUACCCAGUGGCACAUAUAUGGAAGACCUGGCACGAUGUGUGGAGCAGAGUAGAAGGUUAAUCAUCGUGCUGACACCAGAUUAUGUCAUCAGAAGAGGCUGGAGUAUUUUUGUGCUGGACAGCAGACUCCAUAACAUGCUAACCAGUGGUGAAAUCAAAGUCAUAUUAAUAGAAUGCACCAACCUGAGGGGGAAAGUGAAUUAUCAAGAGGUGGAAUCCCUAAAACAUGCUAUCAAACACCAGUCACUCAUCAAGUGGGAUGGUCCAAAAAGCAGCAAACUUAAUUCAAAAUUUUGGAAGCGUUUGGUCUAUGAAAUGCCCACAAAAAAGAAAGAAGUACUAUCCAGGCAGCAUGUAAUGGAUAUCGGGGAACAGAGUCUUUUUGGAGACUUGCAAACUGUACCCUCCAUUGCCAUGACAGGGACAUCUGGCACGCUGGCACCAGCCCAAGAAAUUACCAGUUACCACCAUGCAGAGGCCAUGCAAAUGAGACAUUUCUGCAGGGCUUAUGAGAAACCAGCUCCGCCUUUGCCAGUGGCACCUCUAGGCAAUCACCAUACAUAUUGCAACAUACCAUUAACGCUGCUCAAUGGACGCCUGAACCACAACAGCGUGGGUAAAGAACCACAGGAGUAUCAUGGCAACAAUACUCUUAUACCAUUCACUUCAAGAGAGCUUGGUAUUUCCAGUGAUAUCUGGUAAUGCAAUAGACCUGGUAAAGACAUAGACCUGUUUUUUUUUUUUUUGCUGCUGUACAAGCUCUCAGAAGUUUUAAUGAACCUUAAAUUCAUGCCACAGGAGUGCCAAAACAAGCGUAUAAGCAGUGGCACAUUUACUCAGUUUUCUACUGGAACGAUUUGUUUACAACAACAAAAUAUUGAUAUCUACUUUUCUUUUUUAGUUUCAACAUAGUUAUAAGAACUACAGUG
This is a messenger RNA of Nanorana parkeri, 2195 nucleotides long. It is a transcript of the gene IL1RAPL2, whose product is annotated as interleukin 1 receptor accessory protein like 2. The record is from RefSeq and is a predicted model, not a curated record. The coding region runs from base 40 to 1968 and encodes 642 amino acids. Gene Ontology annotation, biological process: signal transduction. The transcript has 9 exons. NCBI's taxonomy places the organism in Eukaryota, Metazoa, Chordata, Amphibia, Anura, Dicroglossidae.